AGCAUUAUGCGUUAGUAAAAUUAAAUUCAAAGCAGUUUUUUUGUAGUUCAACUGAAAAACGUAUAACGUGCGUGAAUUAAUUUUUCAUGAAUUAUUUGAUCUGUAAUUUGAACAGAACAAAUUGAAUAGGACUUCGCAUAGUUAUCGCUUUUAUGCAAUUUUUGGAUUGGACGUGAUCACAGUAGAGAGAUCAUUUAGCUCACAAAGUAUAAAAUGGAGGUUAUUCCCCGCGAAUACAAACGGAACAAUGUGAACUUUUUCUCCCUUUCAAUCGCCGAUGACCAGGUCAAGAAUUUCUUCGGGAGAGAUGCCUCAUCCCAAACUGAGGUCACCGAAAUCAGUGACCUCCAGCAGAUGACAGCUGUCAUCAUGCAACUGGUGAAAGACUCUCGCUUCCUCAAGCGUGAACUCAUCCUCUCCCGGCAGUCUCUCGAAGCCGAGUAUGCCUCUCGACUCAAAGAGAAAGCGGAUGAGUUGUAUCUGCGUUGCAAUGAGAAAGUCUCGGAGCUAGAGGCGAUCCACGAGGAGAAAGUAUCAAUUAUUAGAAGGAGUUUCAAACAGCAGUUAACGGACGCUUUGAUAUCUCAAAGUGCGCACGGAAUGCUGAACCAACCGAAGCCAAAAGAAGAGAAGAAAAAACAGGCAGGCAAGGAUAAGUUACUGGAAAUGAAACUACAAGUUGAAACUUUGGAAAAAGAAAUUAAGGAUCUAAAAGAGGACAUCGAAAUGUUAAACCAGGAGAACGCGGAGCUGAGGCGUCUUUUAGAACAACAGGCAAAUGAGCCGAAAAUAAGUCAAGAGGACAUUGACAAGUUGGAAGACCAACUGGCAAAAGAACGCGACAAAAUCCGAGAGCUAGAAGACCAGUUAAGUCGCUCGGCUGGAAACACAGAGGCACUGAAGGCUACAAUCGAUCAGCAGACUGAAAAGAUCAACAAUUUGUUGACAAAAAAACAGGGCUUGGAGGAGAAAAUUGAAGAAAUGAAGGCGGAAAUUGAACGCGAGAAAGAAAAUAUGCGAGCUACUAUCGAGAAGCUUCAGGCUGAUUUUGAAAAAGAAAAGGCUGAACAAAUUGAGAAAGUGAAACAAAAAGUGAGAGAAAAAUUAGAGAGAGAAUUCGAAGCAAAAAUGAAACAAGAAAAAGAAGAGCUGGAAAAGUUGCGGAAAGAGAAAGAAGAAAUGGCGCAUGUAUUCAAAAUGCAGCUGGAAGCGAGAGAUAAACAACAUGCUGCUGCUCUGAGUAAGUUCAAAAAAUCAGAGCGGAUGCUCAAAACACAAUUGGAACGAGCUCAAAAAGAACUGGAAUACAGCGAAAAAUCAUGGGCUAAACGUCUACAAAUUCUGCAAGAUUCGAAUCAAGCGAUUCGCGAAGAAGUCCAGACACGAAGCUCAAUGAAGCGGUAUGUUUUGAAGCUAAAACAUGCAGAGGUGUUGUACAAGACUGACGAUCCGAGGUACUACCUGCCGACCCCAGCACCCCUUCCUGACAUCCCGCCGAGUGGACCAAUUUCAAGGUCGGUCACAAAAGAACGAGGAAAAGUUACAUUCCAAGAAGAUGCAGAAAGUGUGACGUUGUCAUAUAACAGUGACAAGCCCCCCUCGCUGGAGGGACGGAUGGAGGAUGAGUUUGAUCAAGGUGGGGAGGGUUCGGAGAGGUACGAGGGUGUGGUUGAUAAAGAGACAGCGAAAAUACUCGAAGAGUAUUUCUAUCUGCCGACUGAUCCUAGAUUGUCAUAAGUUUUAUGAAAACAACAAAUUGGCCUAAGGGUUUUAAAUCUUUGUUGAUUUUAUUUUAGUAUAAUAAUUAACUUCUGAUGCGUCGUAA
Molecule: messenger RNA, 1825 nt
Organism: Symsagittifera roscoffensis
Lineage: Eukaryota; Metazoa; Xenacoelomorpha; Acoela; Convolutidae
Product: myosin-11-like
Exons: 1
Coding region: 214-1737 (507 amino acids)
Source: RefSeq, a predicted model, not a curated record